CACCCCUUGUUUUGUUUUUUAUUACCAGGCACUAAACAUGGAGCCACAUGGUGGUAGUGGUGGUGGUGGUGAUGGCUGCGUGCAAGUAUGCGUUGGGGUUGAUGGGAGAUGGACUUGUAGUGCCCGAGCUCUUUGGUAGUCCAGCAUCCUAAUCCCGGUUCCCUCUAUUAUUUCUCUAGAUUUUUUUUCCCUAGACGACAGAGACACGACGCGACACGCUGUCGGAGGAUGAAACCCAGGUGACUGCCUGAAACAGGUCUGGUUUCUAGCCAUCGCGCCAUCGCCAUCGCUGCUUUCAUGCCAUUGACAACUCCUUCGCUAUUGGCCCUCAUCAAUGGGACUCUCGCCCAGCCAUGCGCCUCUUCUUUGUCUUCCUUGUCCUGCUGCAAUGCGCCCUGCUCGCUGGAUUGGGUUUCCUACCGACUGACCUGAUUCCCUACCACGAGAUCCUUCCCCAGGACAAGAUCUUGCACUUCUCCGGCUUUUUUAUCCUCACCUUCCUCACCUUCUUCAUCUGGGACCGGCCGCGCCGCUUCUACAACGUCCUCUUGACCGCGAUACCCAUCGGAGCACUAGCCUUUGGAUCUGAAAUCCUUCAGCCGAUCCUUUCGCCCACAAGGGCGUACGAUAGCCACGAUAUUGUUGCCAACGCCCUUGGAACCACUGCAGGACUCACCCUAGCGACUAUUGCGGAUCACAUCCGAGAGGCACGAUACUCUCGACAACAAGUUCGAUACGAAGCCAUCGAGAUGGUGUGACGCAACAACACAGGCAAAGCUAUAGCAUGCAGCCUAAAUGGCCCCUCAUAUCUCUACCAAAUAUCCUUAAGGCCAAGGAUAAGAACAGGAGCAAGGACAAGGACAAGGACAGGAACAAGGAUAAGGAAAGGAAUGGACAGAUCUGCGUAUGCGCGGUUUUAUUGUGUUGCCUAUGCGCGCAAUGCAAUGUUGCAGCCCGAACAUUGCAUACACCAUGCAGCAUUUCUCCGCAGUGGCGUUGGAUGGUCAUGGUGAAACGAGAGAGAGAGAGAGAGAGAGAGAGAGAGAGAAAGAGAGAGAAAGAGAGGGAAAGCGCACACGCGCGCAGGAGGGCAUUCGCAUUCAAGGCGUAACAUCAAAACCAAAGUCAAUGUGGG
Messenger RNA from Gamsiella multidivaricata, 1135 nucleotides. RefSeq lists its product as uncharacterized. The record is from RefSeq and is a predicted model, not a curated record. Bases 354 to 758 code for a protein of 134 amino acids. The transcript is spliced from 2 exons. Lineage: Eukaryota; Fungi; Mortierellomycota; Mortierellomycetes; Mortierellales; Mortierellaceae.